UUCAAGGAUUAUAUUUGGAUUGAUAAAGAGAAAGAGCUCCAUAAGGGCGAGGACGGAAAGAUAGGAGCGCGAAGAGGGUAUGAAGCGGGUUUCCCCAGCCCAGCGCGAUUCACAUGCAUUAGCCAGUUUCGCCCACAGUGUGGCGCCGAACCAGUCAGGAGUGCACAUCUGCGCAGGCGCCAUUUCCCAACAUACACCAUGAGUGGGCAUGAAGAGCACCGCGGCCUUUUGCGUCACUCCGGUGUCACGCUUUACGGCCGCUCCUCAAUCCCACGGUGGGAAUACGACGCGAUACGCCGCCGCGUUAUUCUUUUUCAGGCUGGAGCGCGCGGUAGACUGCCGGUGGGAGUGCGAGUGGCUGUGCAGCGGCGGAAGUUAUCUCUGCAGGGAAGAUGCUUCCCUUGUCGCUGCUGAAGACAGCCCAGAAUCACCCCAUGGAGCAGCAGUAUGGCUGCGUAGCCAAGACUUGGCCCUGAAUGCUACGGGACUGGAGGAACCACAGGAGCGCUGCCUCUGAUAGGCAGUGUGUCCCUAGACUUCACACAGCCAGAGCCUAGCCUUACACCUGUCAGCACCCAUGUCAAGUUCACCCCAAGCCCUGGCUGCUUGUGUCCUGUGACCACCUACCCUCUGCACCUGCCUUUGCAUCUUGUGAACAUUUCUGAGUGAGGAGCGUGUGGCUGGCUCCGUGUCACUCAGAGGUUUUGAGUCAUCCUUUUCUUGGCUGUGUAAUAUUCUUCCUAUAGGUGACCAGACUGGGCUUGCCCAUUGUCCCCUCACUAUCCUCCUGUCACAGCCACCAGAGUCCUGGAAUCACAGGUGUGUGUCGCCAUGCCUACCUAGUGUGGAGUUUUAAUUGUCUCUGUCCACACACUAGGUAGGGAACCUGGGUGGUGCCUGCUCAUCACAGCACUUGCAGGUGAAUGACAGCCCAGCCUCAAAGGUUGAUUAGUUGCACAGAAAGCUGUAGUUUGGGAUGUGAAGCCGGGUGUGUUUGAGCCCUGGCUGCUU
Molecule: messenger RNA, 1011 nt
Organism: Rattus norvegicus (Norway rat)
Lineage: Eukaryota; Metazoa; Chordata; Mammalia; Rodentia; Muridae
Source: RefSeq, a predicted model, not a curated record